Messenger RNA from Chenopodium quinoa (quinoa), 1906 nucleotides. RefSeq lists its product as uncharacterized. Bases 195 to 1442 code for a protein of 415 amino acids. Lineage: Eukaryota; Viridiplantae; Streptophyta; Magnoliopsida; Caryophyllales; Amaranthaceae. The record is from RefSeq and is a predicted model, not a curated record. The transcript has 14 exons.
AUUUGUUAAACUUUAUCGACAUACGAAGUUAGUAUGGUGUACAGCAUUGAUUUUCCGAGAAAGAAGUUACUGCAAGCAGAGAAACACUCAUCAUACCUUCUGGGGUUUGUCGUUUACUUCGCGGUUCUCUCAAUCGGAAAUUCCAAUGCUCAUUUGAACAUUUUAGUUUCAAUCUUUUCAUCCAACACUCAAUUAUGUUCUCUCAUGGAGGUAAAACUCCUUCAAGGUAUGAAUUGCUGAGUAUGGUAAAGAAGCACUCUAAUUUGUUGGGGAAGACUAUAGUUGAUGAGCAGGAUGCAUCAGAUGUUGAAUUGGAUCAAGCUUUUUGGCACGAUAUUCUGAAUUUUUAUUUCGUUCAAGGAAAGCAAUCAAGAGGACGCCAAGAUGAUGAUCUCAUUUUUUUUGUUAGGAAAAUGAACAUCCAUGCGCAUAAUUCUAGUGAUGACUUAAAUGCCAAUUCUCCUUACUUUGUACGCAGGUGGGCAUCUAAGUUGGAUAGUAUGGUUGGUGACAGUUUGAUGGAGGUGGAUUGGAGGCGAUCAUUUUAUUUGAACCUAAUUGCUCACACUUCAUUCACAGUAACAGUUGCUAUAUGCAGCAAUCAGGUCCUUCAACAUCAUCGAGUGGGGCAAGAUACAAAAUUGAGUCCUAUAUACAAGGUUGUAAAGACUGUUUAUGCAUCACCAAGCCGGGUCAAUUUUCAUUUGGAUUCGAGGAAGGAAGCAGAAACAUUCCCGGCAUAUCCUGAUAUAUGCUUUGCCAUCGACGACUUUGAUUCCACAUUUGACACAGUGGUUUUGUCAGAUGCAGAUCAUUGCUACUGUGUGGUCCUUAAUGCACAUGCUGGGGCAGCAUUUCCUAGUGAAAUGCCUGAGAAUGAAGUUUCUGACAAGUCACCGAAAACAGAAGAUUCUGGAACUAAUAAUAAAACAAAGGUUACUAUUUUUUCUGGAUUUGUGAGCUAUCAAAUGGUUCGUGAUGCAUAUGAUGCAGGAAGAAAUCGUUUUGGGAGUCUGCUUUCUUUCAGUCAUUCUUCAGGUAAAUUAGACAGAAUUUACAUGAAAGGUCCAGGCGGACGUGGAGAAGUUGAAGUUGCUGUUUCUGGUGUAGAAGUAAAUAUGGUACUAACUUCCCCAAAAACAGAAUACAAGUGUACAACUUUAAGCUUUUUGGGGAUUGGGAAAAACUUUCUAGACCAAAGCCAGCAUUCAUCAAGGCCUUCUUCACCUGUUGAAUCAAAAAGUGGAUUUGGUUUUGCUACAAUUGUCCGGAGAGCUGCAUCUGCUGCUUCUGUUGCUGCUAAACAGGCUUAUGCAGCUGCGUCAAAUAAUUCAGAUGAUGAGAUGUUGCCUCUUAACUGCUCUUUAAUGUCUGUAUCAUUGCCUUGGGAACACAUUGCACAUGAUCUCUUGUUUAAGGGUGGUCCACCAGUGAGCAUGUGAUCUUUUAUCCUGCUGAGCAGAGGGUGCACAAUGCAUAACUAUCAAAUACACAAUUAGCAGACUAUUCCAGAUGUUGGAUCUUCUGUCCAUAUUUUUAGAUUGGAAACUCCCAGAAGCUGGGUUAAUCGUGAUAUUUGUGGUGUUUUUGUGCUGGAUGGUUCUAAAUCUUCUAAUGCGUCCUCGAGUUUGAGCAAACUGCAUCCUACAACUAUUGUAUAUAUGUGAAGUUUAGUUCUUUUCUUUUCUUUUGCCUUGGUCUUUUCUUAAGAAAUGGGAUGAAACUUGCAUAGGAAUGUCAAAUAGCUGAUGGAGUUGAAUCUGCUCCUGUAUUUUGAGGUGCCCUUGUAUUUUCGAAGGAGGUACAGAGAGGGAAGCAAUAUUUUUCUCUUUUGAUGUGCAUUGCUGCUGCUAGAAUAAUGUGAAAAACAAAAAUAAUAGCUAUGAUUUUUUUUUUCCCCACUAAA